AUGCAGCUUGUCUGAGCAGAAGAGGAAUGACUAACAGACACAACUAUUGGGCAGAAACACAAAGCAGAGAAGAAUGGAGAUGAAUCAGACAAACCAAACGGAGGACGACCUCUUCUCCUGCUACAGCUCCUCGGUCAUAGGCUACCGGUAUUUUGCCGUGCUGUGGGGAUGUGUUGUAACCAUCACUGGAACGGUGGGGAAUCUUAUGACUAUCCUGGCCUUCUCCUUGGAUCCCCAUCUCCGGACUCGCUUCAACGUUCUCAUCGUUAACCUGGCUGUGGCUGAUCUUCUGUACUGUACCAUCCUGCAACCCAUCUCUGUUGACUCUUACCUGCACCUUCAAUGGCGAAGUGGUCAGCUCUGGUGCCAGAUCUUUGGGUUACUGCUUUUCCUCUCCAACUCUGUUUCCAUCAUCACCCUCUGCCUGUUGGCAAUAAGCAGAUACCUCCUGGUUGCCAAAAGAGCUGUUUUUGACCGCGUGUUUUCCAAUCGUGGACUUAUUUUGCUCCUUAUCUCAGCAUGGGGUCUGGGUCUGGCCAGCUUUGGCCCACUCUGGUCUACUUACGUGUUUGUGCCUCAGGUGUGCACCUGCAGCUUCCAUCGCACCAAGGGUCGCCCCUAUACCACCAUCCUGCUUUUUUUCUAUUUUUUCUUUGGCCUAGGAUGCGUUGGAGUCUUCUACAUGCUCAUUUACAGAAAGGUUAGGAUUGCAUCAAAAGCUCUGCUCCGCUACAGGCUGAGUCGACACUCUUCCAGGAAGAGACCAGCUCCUUCAGCUCAGGGAACGGAUGAUAGUGGAGUAGAAAGUGGUGUGGGAAAGACAUGUAGCUCAGAGUUAAGCAGCCAAGUGGAACCAGACCAAAGCACAGAUGAUAAGGAAAAAGAGGUUCUACCAUCCAAGAAAUUGGCAACACACUUAAAGUCCCGAGAUGCCAAGUCAGUGACCCAAAGCGCUGCUCCCGCUUCCCAAUCCUCGACUUCAGGAGAUGAUGGAGAAUUCAAAAGGGUGACCCGCAUGUGUUUCACCGUUUUUCUGUGCUUUGUGUGCUGUUAUGUCCCCUUUCUGUUGCUAAAUAUAGCUGAUAAACAAAACCGUGCCCCACAGAUGCUGCACAUGUUCUGUGCAAACCUCACCUGGCUCAAUAGCUGCAUUAACCCUGUGCUGUAUGCACUCAUGAACAGACAGUUUCGACAGGCUUAUAGCGAGCUGCUCAGCAGAUCUGCUUUUCCUUUAACCUACCUCUGCAGCCGACAUCAGACCUCCAAACCCUAAAUUUUCUAUAGCUUAUUUUGACUGACGUGAUGAAAAGGGGAUUUGGAGGCUCUGCUGAGUCUGUGUAAAAUGUUUCCUUUAAUGCCUCCAGUUUCUUGACUUCUCUAGGUCACUUGUGCACAAUGACUUUUAUAUGGCCUGGCCUCAUCAUUUUUGUCAGUACUGAUUUAUUCAUAUUGACAUGCUAUUCUCAGAACUUUUUCAACAGUUUUUGCUUCCUCUAUAAUGCCUUUUGUAAAUUUUGCAAGACUACUUAUUUUGCUUUUGUUUUGUAAUAGCACAAUGUUUUAUACAAAACUUUAAUUUAUCUUUUUAAUCAAGUAAAAAUAAAGUUGAUUUUAUA
Molecule: messenger RNA, 1616 nt
Organism: Cyprinodon variegatus (sheepshead minnow)
Lineage: Eukaryota; Metazoa; Chordata; Actinopteri; Cyprinodontiformes; Cyprinodontidae
Gene: gpr84
Product: G protein-coupled receptor 84
Exons: 2
Coding region: 74-1273 (399 amino acids)
Biological process (GO): neuropeptide signaling pathway
Cellular component (GO): membrane
Molecular function (GO): urotensin II receptor activity
Source: RefSeq, a predicted model, not a curated record